Eufriesea mexicana is the source of this 2733-nucleotide messenger RNA. RefSeq names its product glucose-6-phosphate 1-dehydrogenase Zw (gene Zw). The transcript is spliced from 12 exons. Gene Ontology annotation, biological process: glucose metabolic process; pentose-phosphate shunt, oxidative branch. Gene Ontology annotation, cellular component: cytosol. Gene Ontology annotation, molecular function: glucose-6-phosphate dehydrogenase activity; NADP binding. The record is from RefSeq and is a predicted model, not a curated record. Lineage: Eukaryota; Metazoa; Arthropoda; Insecta; Hymenoptera; Apidae.
AUGAUUAAAGUUACUAUCUUUUUACUUCUUUCCAUUUCUUCUGUAUUUGCAAUUGAUGGAAGUGAAAUAUUGAAAGAAUUAGGAGAAAAGUACUAUCAAAUUGUUAAAGCAAAGUUUUCUUUAUCUCAGCAUGGGAUUUGUUGGCAAAAUGCUGUUAAAACAAUGAAAAUUAGCUGUGAUAAAUUAAAUGAUCAAGAACAUUCCCUUCUUGCUUUGAAGUUGACAAAUUGCUUUUUGGAAGACUCUGGACACAGAACUUACGAUUGUUACUCUAUCAAUUCAGAAAAUCAACGCAGUACUUGCAUUAAUAACAUGUCUGACAGGGCAUUCAGUGUAUAUAAUGAAUUUUAUAUACAUACUACACAUAUGUGCUUUUAUUUAAAUUAUGAAGCAUGGCAAACUGAAACUGACAAUACAAUCAAACAAUUAUAUCAAGUUUCUUCUCGUAUGAAAGAACAAUUGCUAGAGGCAUCAGAGAUGCAAGAGACUAUGCUUAGCAGUCAAAAACAAAGUUUACAAAUGCAAAAUAAACUUUUAAAUCAUGGAAAAGAGCUUGGUGAUGUUCUAAAAUCUUCUUCUGAAAAUGUUGAUAAUCUGGUUAAAGAUUUCAAGGAAUCAGCAAAAGAUCAAAAAGUAUUAUUGUUUCAAAUAUUUUCAUAUUUUCAUUCUUUUCAAAAUUGGAUUGUUGGAGAAGUUUCUUGGUUUCAGUCUAUUAUUUAUUAUGUAACCAGUUGUAUUCUGUGUGCUUUGUUUAGUUCUUGUAAAAAAACUGCAGAUGCUAGAAUCACUCUCUUCACAAUCUUAAGUUUAAAUGUAGUAGCAGAACGUAUGUUAGUUCAAUAUUAUGAUAAUAUGGAUCAUUCUAGUGACAGUAAGAACAAUUUAGUGAGGACAACAUGGAUGUACAGAAAAAUAGCACUUAUUUUUUGUGCUAUUACAUUAUUUUGUACUUAUUAUUAUUAUCGGGAUGAACAAGUGGAAAAUUAUAAUGCAUUAAAACGUAUUGAACAUCAGUUAAACAUCAUACAAGAAGGCACAUCUAUUUCUACUAUGCAUCCAGUUUAAACGUCCACGGAAGAAAGCCUGCGUUUCAUCAGGCAGUCCCUGAGGUCGGAGGAAAUGGACCACCUCGAAGGAAUCCAUUUCGAUGGAUUAUAUCCUCACGUAUUCAUCACACUCGGGGCUUCUGGCGACUUGGCGAAGAAAAAGAUCUAUCCAACGUUAUGGUGGUUGUUCAGGGACAAUCUUCUACCAAAGACUACCACGUUCUACGGUUACGCACGUACAAACAUGACCGUGAAUCAAUUACGAGAAAAAUGUCAUUCGUAUAUGAAGGUGAAGCCAGACGAAGAAGAGAAGUAUGAAGAGUUUUGGAAAUUGAAUCAUUACCUGUCUGGUGCGUAUGACACGCAAAAGGGGUUCCAAGUACUAGAUAACGAACUAAGGAAACACGAGCAAGGCUACCAAAUUACUCAUAGAUUGUUCUACUUGGCGUUACCGCCGACUGUCUUUGAAAGUACAACUGUACAUAUUAGGAACGUCUGUAUGGGAGAAAAGGGAUGGACCAGGGUAAUUAUAGAAAAACCAUUCGGCCGCGAUGCAGUCACAUCGCAGCAAUUGUCCGAUCAUCUGGCAUCGUUAUUCACGGAAGAUCAGAUUUACCGUAUCGACCAUUAUCUAGGCAAAGAGAUGGUUCAGAAUUUAAUGACUCUGCGGUUUGGUAAUCGAAUAUUCGGUCCGACUUGGAAUAGAGAUAAUGUAGCCUCGGUACAAAUUACGUUUAAAGAACCAUUUGGUACACAAGGAAGAGGCGGCUACUUUGACGAAUUUGGUAUCAUUAGAGAUGUCAUGCAGAAUCAUUUAUUACAAAUCUUGUCAUUGGUCGCGAUGGAGAAGCCCGCAUCUUGUCACCCGGAUGACAUACGAGACGAAAAGGUGAAAGUGCUGAAGUGCAUAAAGCCUUUGGAACGGGAGAAUGUUGUGUUAGGUCAGUAUGUUGGAAAUCCGGAAUCUAAUGAUCCUGAGGCACGCCUUGGCUAUUUGGAUGAUCCCACUGUGCCAAACGGUUCGAAUACUCCCACAUUCGCCCUUGCCGUAUUAAGAAUUAACAACGAACGAUGGGAUGGCGUUCCAUUUAUUCUCAGAUGCGGAAAAGCAUUAAACGAGCGGAAAGCAGAAGUUAGAAUACAAUAUCAGGACGUGCCCGGUGAUAUAUUCGAUGGAAAAGCAAAGAGGAAUGAAUUGGUAAUUAGAGUGCAACCCGGCGAAGCAUUAUACAUUAAGAUGAUGACGAAAUCUCCUGGUAUUACGUUCGAUAUGGAGGAAACGGAACUAGAUCUUACAUAUGGUUAUAGGUAUAAAAAUCUGAAACUUCCGGACGCAUACGAACGAUUAAUAUUGGAUGUAUUUUGUGGCUCGCAAAUGCAUUUUGUACGUAACGACGAACUUUCGGAAGCGUGGAGGAUUUUUACACCUUUGCUUCAUCAAAUAGAAAAUGAGAAGAUCAAACCAAUUCUGUACAAAUAUGGUUCACGAGGACCUAAGGAAGCCGAUGAAAUGGCAAAGAUUAAUAACUUUGCCUAUUACGGUUCGUAUAAGUGGGUAAAACCAUAAUUAAAAUUUUUCUAAUAUAAUAUUGUACAACGUAUAGAUAUAGUAUACAAAUUUAUGAAUCAAUGGAAAAAUUUAUGCCACAAUUCAUCAUUUGUGAUCGUAACAUUUUAUAUAUUUUAC